This is a messenger RNA of Haliotis rufescens (red abalone), 4053 nucleotides long. Its product is annotated as caldesmon-like. The coding region runs from base 968 to 2563 and encodes 531 amino acids. The transcript has 8 exons. Gene Ontology annotation, molecular function: ubiquitin binding; endopeptidase activator activity; proteasome binding. The record is from RefSeq and is a predicted model, not a curated record. Gene Ontology annotation, cellular component: proteasome regulatory particle, lid subcomplex; cytoplasm; nucleus. NCBI's taxonomy places the organism in Eukaryota, Metazoa, Mollusca, Gastropoda, Lepetellida, Haliotidae. Gene Ontology annotation, biological process: ubiquitin-dependent protein catabolic process.
ACUGGUCCACGCCAACCGUCUGAAGCCAUAUUUUGAUCCUGCUGAUCGUCCACAGUAUCCUCCAGAACCAUACCUCAAUGACCCCAAUGACAUAGAUUCAGGAGUCAUGGAUGACAACGAGGAACCAGUCAAUGAUACUCAGCUUGACAGCAACAAUUCUCCAUCAACAAGUUCAACUUACCAGGCUACUGAUCAAUCACCUCCACAACAGAAAGGUAAGAAGGUCAAUUCCAAAACAAAGGCAGGUACUUCCAGCAACAAGUGUCCGAAGCAAAAGACCCCAACAAAGAAGAAAAACCCUGCUCCAAGUACAACAGAAAAACCUGCCAGUCCCCAGUACAACAAUGACGAAGGAAAAUCAUGCCACACCAGGUCCUAGUGCUCCAACCAAGGAAAAUGAAAAGGUAAACAAAGGGAAAAGAGGAGUGAAUAGUAAGCAUCACCAGCCCAAAUCCAGAAAACAACCCGACGACAGCCAGGUACAACCUCCAAGUCCAACAUCAGGUAAUCAAACCAAGGAUAUCCCUCAGGUUUUUAAUCCAGAGGACAUCCACUAUACAAGUACUAUAUAUGCCAGGUGACUGUUAUGGCAUUUUUGCAGAUUGUCAAUAAAGCAUGAAGAAAUUAUUUGGCCUCGGUUGGUAUACAUUUAUCUUGAUGUCAACUGAUAUCAUAGGGGAGAACAAGAAGCACAAUCUGUAUUGCCAUGAUGUCUACACAACACGUGACUAUCACCAGGCUAAGUCUCAUCCUAUGCACAUUUAAUUGAAAAGUGAAACAUUUUAAAGUCAGCCUAUGCGUUUCCUUUUUCUUGAGGAGUGUAUUUGCUAGGGAGAGAAAAAACAUCUUCAACCACAAUAUGUCGCCAAAUGCUAGUAUUAGAAACAGAAUGCCUAAAUGAAAAUGAUAUAUUUUACACUAUAGUAGGUGACUGGUUUGACAUUUUUUUUCAGCUCAUCAAUAAAUCAUGAGCUGGUUGGGCUAUGCUGAUGCUGCUGAUUUAGCACGAGCAGAAGAAGCGGCAAGAAACGAGGCCAGGCGAGCGAAGGAGGAACAGGACCGUGCAGACAGGGAAAGGAGAAAUGCUGAGGAAGCAAGGAAACAAGCAUCUGAUAGUGAAUCAAGAGCUAAAGUUGCUGAAGAACAAGCACAAAAGGAAAGCCAUACAGCGCAAGAGGAGAAAGAACUUGCAGACAAAGAAAGGAAGGCUGCUGCUAAAGCAAAGGAAGAAGCAGCUACAAGCGCAAGACGAGCUAAAGUUGCUGAAGAACAAGCACAAAAGGAAAGCCAUAGAGCGAAAGAGGAGAAAGAACUUGCAGACAAAGAAAGGAAGGCUGCUGCUAAAGCAAAGGAAGAAGCAGCUACAAACGCAAGAAGAGCUGAACAAGCUGAAGAACAAGCACAAAAGGAAAACCAAAGAGCAAAGGAGGUGCAGACAAUUGCGGACAAAGAGAGAGAGAGAGCAGAAGAGGCAAGAGUGCAUGCAGAAAAAGAAGCCCGAAUAUCAGAGGAGAUGAGACAAAAGAAGGAGUCUGCUGAGCAAGAAAAGCAACGUCUUCUGGAUGAGAAAAAUGAAAAGCAGAGGAGAGAUGAAAAUUUAAUGCAAUUUGCAUGGGGUCCAAAGAAGACAGAACGAGGAAGGUGGACUUCACAGGAGGUUGAACAUCUUCGCAACCAAUUUCUUGAACACAUGUAUGACAAGGAAGGGAAGCUGAUUCGUGGAAAGAUCCUGAUAUUUGGCCCUAGCGGUGCCGGAAAGUCCUCCUUCUGCAAUGGCCUUAGAUCAGCACUGAAGGAUUCUGCCGCACCUGCCAACUACUAUGCCGUUGGUAAUCUUCACGAGUCACUUACUAGCAACUUCCAGCCUACACAAUAUGGGGACCACUGGAUUAUUGACAUGCCAGGAAUAUUUGAAUCCAGUGAUUUCAAAACGGAAAAUAUUAAAGCUAUUGCAUCCGGCAAGGUUCGCUUUGAUGCCCAGAUUACAAAACGUCUUGAUGUGACAGGCAACCUGCAAGAGGCACGAAGGGACGUAUCAUGUGUUGUGCUGGUUCUCCAUCAUGGCAUCACUUUGGGUGAUGAAUUGAAACGUCAGAUAGAAGCUGUCAUACGAUUGGGGGGAGAUGGCGCCCUGUCCUACCACCUGGUGCUGACUCACCUGGACGAAUGUGACCCGCAGUUCAAGGACCCAGAUAAUCUCCCCAACCUGUACAAUUCACCUCGAGUACAGGAAGCUGUGAAGAUGAUGUCAGAACAAACUGGCAUUCCACCAUACGCCAUCAGUUAUGUAAAGAAUUAUGUCACGGAAACAAAAACACACACCAACGCGAAGCUGCUUCACCUGGAAGCUCUUGACAGAAUCCUCACCUCUGCAGCUGACCAAGUGGAGAAGAUGAUUGAUUUAAAACUUAAGAAGAACAUGUAUGAGGAUGCCCCUGAUACUGAGGAGACACAAGCUGUAUCCGAAGAGAAAAAGCUUACAUCAACCGACUGGACCAUCCCAAUGUCAAUAUUUGCUGUUGUAAUGCUUUUCGUGGCUGUGGUAUAUAUGUUUAUCCAGUGAAUGUAAAACCUUUCUCUGAGUAUGUAGGCAAAAUGUCCUCAAUAAUUUGUAGGUAAUGUCAUUCACCUUCACUCAAAACUAAUAACCAAUGUGUAUUAUUAAUUUACAAAUAUAUGAAUUAUUUUAAAAGAACAUAUUUAUAUUUGUAAUCAUGGGAAACAUAUGUGAAAGAAAAACACGAUGGGUGCUCAGCUUAUUCAGCUAACGAAUGAAAACUUGAAAUAUGAUGCCGAGCCGAUACACAGGCUGUAUCUGAAAGAAAAAGCUUGCGUCAAUCGACUGGACCAUCCCAAUGUUAAUAUCUGCUGUUGGGAUACUUUUGUUGGCUGUGGUAUAUAUGUAUGCCCAGCAAAUGUAAAACUAUGCUCUGCUAUGCAUAUGAAAGCCAUAUGUUUUGACAUUAGUGAGUGAGUGAGUUAAACUUGAAAGUCACAUCGUUACUUCACAGCCAGUACACAGAUUGAAGUGAUGAUAUUAGUAUUUGUUUGCUGUGAUUCUCAGUAUAUUCAUUAGAGCAUGUUUUUGAGCAAGAGAAAUAAAUACAACCCACAGAGUGAAAUCCAAAAAUAGGGACACUACUGAGCUGUGACUUGCCUUUGCAUGUGUGUCUGACCGGUGUCACUGGUGGGGUACGCUCACCUUUUCACGAACACCUGGUAUCAUCACUUUUCCAUAGUGAUUCGUAAACACAUGCUCAUGAUAUAGUCGGACCCUUUUUCUAUACACUUGGUUUUUAGCAGAUCUCUUAUGAAUAUGGAAAGAGCUUGUAUUAUAAGUUUUGGAAUGGCAUUUGUCUGAGGCAUCAUAUGAAUAACAUUACUAUGGAUUGCAGGUAUUUGGAGACUGUGAUUCUUAACAUUUUCAUCAGGUCAUGUUUUUUACCAAAUAAAUUCAACAAAGAUUGUGUAUUCCAAAUAUUAGAGACACUACUUGCCUGCUGCUUGCUUUGUUGUUUUACGCCGCACUCUAGCUAUAUGACGGCGGUCUGUAAAUAAUCAGGUCUAGAACUAACAAUGCAGUGAUUGACAUCAUGAACAUCGAUCCACGCAAUUGGGAUACGAUGACAUGCAUCAAGUCAGCGAGCCUGACCACUCGUUUGUCGCCUCUUGCGACAAGCACAGUCACAUUUUUCGGCAAGCAUGGGUUGCUGAAGAUCUAUUCAACCCCGAAUCAUCAGGGUCUAGGGACACAACUGUUCUGUGACUUGCCUUUGCAUGUGUUUCUGACUGGAACACCUGGUUUCAUAGUGAGUUCGUACACAUAUGCUAAUGAUAUCGUCGGACUCGUACAAUCGACUUUAAUUUUAGCAAAUAUUUGUUAUGACUAUGGGAAGUGUUUUUAUUGUAAUAUUUAGAAUUGCAUCGGUCUGAGGCAUCAUUUGAAUAAAAUGAGGGCAGAAACAUACAUUUUGUAUGGUAUUUGAGCAGUAAGUUUCCUAUGGAACAAUGGAAUACAUAAUUUACCAUAAAGUUGUCAAUAAAACAUGAACA